CUUCCUCAUCGCCUUAAAUCCUUGAGCUCUGUUUAUUGUUUCUCCUUUCACCUCUCUCUCUUCUUCAUUUAGAUGGAAGAUUAGAUCGAAUCUUGUUACACCCAUAUCUGAAAACAAGAGGCCCUCCACAAACCCUAGAUCCAGUUAUUGGAAUUAACCAAGAUCCCCUCUCUUUUAUUUGAAUUUUUCCCAACUUUUUUCUUCUUGAAUUUGAAUUAGAACUCUCCAACCAUGGUUGGCGGUACUACUCAUCAACCACAACAAGCUUCUCAAUUGGUGGCUCCUCCGUUAUCAUCAUCAUCGUCGUCGACAGCUCCUGCAACUACACCGGAGGAAGAUGAGCUCUUGAAAAGAAACACCGAUUGCGUUUACUUUCUUGCUUCUCCCUUAACCUGCAAAAAGGGAAGUGAGUGCGAAUAUCGGCAUAGCGACAUUGCACGGGUCAACCCCAGGGAUUGCUGGUACUGGUUAAAUGGAAGCUGCUUAAAUCCAAAAUGUGGUUUCCGUCAUCCUCCGCUUGACGGAUUGUUGGGAGCUGACAUUUCGACUCCCGUUGGACCUUCUGUACCUCCACCACAUCCCGCUCCUUAUGCUGUGCCCAAACAAGGAGUUGCCUGCAUCUUCUUCCAGAAAGGUUACUGUUUGAAGGGGCACCUAUGUCCUUUCUUGCACGGACCACCAAAUUCCGUCAAUAACAAAGCUGCACAAUCUGGGUCGGCCAACCCUAUUUCCGAGCCUCCUAAGACAGCUUUUUCUGGUCCUGAAAAGUCCUUUCAGGAUCAGAAGCUUACACAACCGGUAACUGCCCAAAAGCCUGUCGAGUUUCUGGUUCCGCAAGCGGUCAGAAUGCAAGCACCUCCGCUAGCCAGAAAUGGUGGUAAUGGUGAUAAAAAGGCACCACCACCUUCUUCUAGUAUGGGUGUGGAGGAGCUGCCGAGGUACAAAUCAGGGAGGGUUGUCCCGCCACCUGUCGUGAACGAAACACCCGCCAGCAAACCUAACCGUGGUGUCUACCAUCAUGUGUCAGAUAACGAUAGAAUUCUGAACGGGAAGGAUGCCGAUGAAUAUUCAAGAGAGCCGUCACCUGGUUUUGAUGUUCUUGUGGACAAUGAGCUUGGAGAUUCUGAAUACUAUCGUAACAAAGAUGAAUUCGGAAGAUCAAGAAGAAACGAUUAUGAUCUUGACCGCCCUACUGACUAUGAUGUUGACCGAGAGAUAUAUCGUGAUUAUGAUCAUUAUAACGAGCGGCAAGGGGAAAGGUAUGCAUGGGAUGAGCGUAGAUCAUCUUCCGAGCGGAUGUUGGAUCCAUCUGCUCAUCUAGAAAGGCGGUCGUAUCCUAGAAAUGCCAGCCCUGACCACUUUGAUGAGUCGGAUUUACGCCACCGUAUAUCAAAACAACGAAGGGUUUCCGACAACGGUUUGAGGUCCGUUGUCAGCCGUGAAGGGCGGACGCCAAGGAGGGACAGCCACCACCACCGCCACCAAGAUCAGGGAGGUCUGAGUAGCCGGCUUAGAGGAAGAAUCAAGAUUCCGGGAAGGUCCGUAUCUCCUACCAACGGAAGACCACCACUAUCCGUUAACCAUACCCGGCUUUGGGACCGAAAAAAGGACACCAAUAACGAUCCAAGAGAUCAUAAAGGUUUUUCACGAACGCCUGAUAAUGAUUCCGAGUUUGCUGGACCAAAAAGAUUAUCAGAGCUGAAAAAAGGCUACGAACAACAACCGAACGACGAACGCCAAGUUCUGGGAAAAAGGAAAUACCCAAAUGAGGAAGAUUUGUCGUUCGAAGGACCGAAGCCGCUUAGUGAGAUUUUGAAGUCGAAAAGAGGAAGUGAAACCGCAAGAAUCAAGAACAAACCUGAUUCAUAUGUGAAUAAUACAGAGAAUAAUGAGAAAGAAAGAGAGAUGGUAGUAGCUGAGAAAGAGGAAAAUGUUUCAGCCAUUGUUGAAGCAGAAAAGGAGGAGAAGCCUGUUGCUGCCAUUGUUGAAGCAGAGAAGGUAAGAGAUUCAGUUUCAGGCAUUGAUGAAGAUGCAUUGCUGGAUGAGGAGCUUGAAGGGUAUGAAGAUAGGGAAGGGGAGUAUGAAUAUGUUGAUGGGGAAGAAGAGUAUAAUAUGGAUGAUGAAGAAGAAGGUGAAUAUGUGGAUGAAGAAGAAGAGUAUGGAAAGAAAGAAGAGAGUGUUGUGUACUUGUAGAAGGGGAAUGAAUAAAUCAUAAGUUUUGAAAGAUGUUGCUUUUAAAAACUAUUUUUUUUUUAAUUUUUUUUUCUCUUUGUAUUGUUGUAGAUUUUGAUUUGUAUUGAAGGAUUUACAAUUUGUGGCCUUUUGGUUUACGACGUUUUUAUUAGCU
Messenger RNA from Cynara cardunculus var. scolymus (artichoke), 2347 nucleotides. RefSeq names its product zinc finger CCCH domain-containing protein 17. The coding region runs from base 232 to 2193 and encodes 653 amino acids. The record is from RefSeq and is a predicted model, not a curated record. NCBI's taxonomy places the organism in Eukaryota, Viridiplantae, Streptophyta, Magnoliopsida, Asterales, Asteraceae. Gene Ontology annotation, molecular function: metal ion binding. The transcript has 3 exons.